UCAAACAAACCACAAGAAUAAAUACAUAUAGCAUAUAUAUUCUUCCACAUUUCACCAAAGAAAUAGCAAAUUAAAGAAAAUGGGGUCCGAGUCCGCUGAUCUCAAACUUCCUGCCAUAGAUUUCUCUAACCCUGAUGAUCUAAAACCAGGCAGUCCGGAGUGGGAGUUGUUGAAAGGCCAAGUCCGACAAGCACUCGAAGAGUACGGUUGCUUCGAGGCUUUCUUCCAUAAAGUUCCAUUAGAGCUUCGAAAGGCGCUGUUGGGUGCAACGGACGAGCUUUUCGACCUCCCUUUACAAACAAAGCUGCGUAACGUUUCUAAGAAGCCGUAUCAUGGGUAUGUUGGGCAAUACCCUAUGGUGCCACUCUAUGAGAGCAUGGGCAUUGAUGAUGCAAACAUCUCUGAGAAAGUUGAGAGCGUCGCAAACGUCCUGUGGCCUGAAGGAAAACCUAGAUUUUGCAAUACCAUACAGUCAUUCUCGGAGCAACUAUCAGAAUUGGAUCGAAUAGUGAGGAGGAUGAUUUUGGAGAGCUUAGGUGUUGAAAAAUAUUUGGAUGAACACAUAGGGUCGACCAAUUACCUUCUGCGGGUAAUGAAAUAUGCAGGGCCUCAAACGACCGAGACCAAUAAGAAGCUUGGACUAACAGCACACACAGAUAAAAACAUUGUGACCAUAUUGUAUCAAAACGAAGUUGAUGGAUUAGAGGUAAAGAAUAAAAAUGGCGAAUGGAUCAACGUCAAACCCACCCCAGACUCUUUCAUUGUCAUGAUUGGAGAUUCUCUACUGGCAUGGGUAAAUGGUAGGCUGCACUCUCCAUAUCAUAGAGUGAUGAUGACGGGAGAGAAGGCAAGGUACUCGGCGGGGUUGUUUUCGAUACCCAAAGCAGGAUACAUCAUAAAAGCCCCAGAGGAGCUAGUUGAUGAGGAACAUCCUUUGCUCUUUAAGCCCUUUGAUCAUGUUGAGUUCCUCGCCUUCUACUACACUGAAGCUGGUCAGAGAGCCGAGUCUGCUUUAACCACUUAUUGUGGUGUUUAAUUAAUUAUUUUGGUGGUGUCGCAAUGUUAUUACAAGCUAGCUUAUAGCUAGCUAGCAUGCAUUAGCUUGUAUUUUUGUUGUCUUAUUAUAAGGCCGCCACGGGCCCUAAAAAAAGAAAAAAAAAUCUGUAAUUUCCAAAGCUAGCUUUUCCUUUGUAAUGCCUUUAGUUUUCAUGAAUUAAAGGAAUAAAUAAUAUCUGAGUGCACGUGGGAAUAAAAAAUAUUAUUAUUAAUA
This is a messenger RNA of Juglans microcarpa x Juglans regia, 1270 nucleotides long. RefSeq names its product probable 2-oxoglutarate-dependent dioxygenase AOP1. The transcript is spliced from 3 exons. The record is from RefSeq and is a predicted model, not a curated record. Gene Ontology annotation, molecular function: dioxygenase activity. NCBI's taxonomy places the organism in Eukaryota, Viridiplantae, Streptophyta, Magnoliopsida, Fagales, Juglandaceae. The coding region runs from base 80 to 1036 and encodes 318 amino acids.